AGUGCUCGGCGUCCAGAGAUAAUUUAUUGUGAGGGAGGGAGAAAGCGAAAGAACGGUAUAGUAGAGGAGAGAAGGUGGAAAGGAUAAGAAGGUAAUUUAUCUGAGCGCCUUGAUAGGCUGCAGUCUUUGGAAAGGGAGUGUAUUUUGUUGCAACACGGACACCGAGCGAACCGCCGCUUCUGCCACAAGUCAGCGUCUGCGACUGAACUACAGCAACCAUGUCGGAGGCAGACAAGUUCCUUUAUGGCGACCGUAAUGUUCUCAGCGACCCCCUGGCCCAGGCCGACUGGGCCUCCAAAAAGCUGGUGUGGAUCCCGUCUGAGCGGCUGGGGUUCGAGGCGGGCUCCGUUAAGGAGGAGAAGGGCGAGGAGUGCCUGGUGGAGCUGGCCGACUCUGGCAAGAAGGUGAAGGUCAACAAGGACGACAUCCAGAAGAUGAACCCGCCCAAGUUCAGCAAGGUGGAGGACAUGGCCGAGCUCACCUGCCUGAACGAGGCCUCGGUCCUGCACAACCUGAAGGACCGAUACUACUCCGGCCUCAUCUACACCUACUCUGGACUCUUCUGUGUGGUGAUCAACCCCUACAAGUACCUGCCCAUCUACAGCGAGGAGAUCGUGGAGAUGUACAAGGGCAAGAAGAGGCACGAGAUGCCCCCCCACAUCUACGCCAUCACCGACACGGCCUACCGCAGCAUGAUGCAGGAUCGGGAGGAUCAGGCCAUCCUAUGCACAGGGGAGUCGGGCGCUGGGAAGACUGAGAACACCAAGAAGGUGAUUCAGUAUCUGGCAUUUGUGGCAUCAUCCCAUAAGAUCAAGAAGGACCAGAAUGCUACAACCCUGUCACAUGGGGAGCUGGAGAAGCAGCUGCUGCAGGCUAACCCAAUCCUUGAAGCCUUUGGCAAUGCCAAGACGGUCAAGAAUGACAAUUCUUCCAGAUUUGGGAAAUUCAUCAGAAUCAACUUUGAUGUGAAUGGAUACAUCGUGGGAGCCAACAUUGAGACCUAUCUGCUGGAGAAGUCCCGUGCCAUUCGUCAGGCUAAAGAGGAGAGGGCCUUCCACAUCUUUUACUACAUGCUGACAGGGGCUGGGGACAAAUUACGCUCGGAGCUGUGUCUGGAGGACUACAAAAACUAUCGCUUCCUGUCCAACGGUAACGUGACCAUCCCGGGCCAGCAGGACAAAGACCUGUUUGUGGAGACCAUGGAUGCCAUGAAGAUCAUGAGCAUCCCAGAGGAGGAGCAGAUUGGUCUGAUGAAGGUGGUGUCAGCAGUUCUCCAGCUGGGGAACAUGAGCUUUAAGAAGGAGCGACACUCUGACCAGGCCUCCAUGCCUGAUGACACGGCCGCACAGAAGGUGUGUCACCUGAUGGGCAUGAACGUGACGGACUUCACCCGCGCCAUCCUGUCGCCCAGGAUCAAGGUGGGCCGUGACUUUGUGCAGAAGGCCCAGACGCAGGAGCAGGCCGAGUUUGCUGUGGAGGCCCUGGCUAAGGCCUCCUACGAGAGGAUGUUCCGCUGGCUGGUCAUGCGCAUCAACAAGGCCCUCGACAAGACCAAGCGACAAGGCGCUUCCUUCAUCGGCAUCCUGGACAUCGCCGGAUUUGAGAUCUUUGAGCUGAACUCCUUUGAGCAGCUCUGCAUCAACUACACCAACGAGAAGCUGCAGCAGCUCUUCAACCACACCAUGUUCAUCCUGGAGCAGGAGGAGUACCAGAGGGAGGGCAUCGAGUGGAGCUUCAUCGACUUCGGCCUGGACCUGCAGCCCUGCAUCGACCUCAUCGAGAAACAUGCCAGUCCUCCUGGAAUCCUGGCCCUUUUGGAUGAGGAGUGCUGGUUCCCCAAGGCCACUGACAAAUCCUUUGUGGAGAAGGUGGUUCAGGAACAGGGCUCCCAUCCCAAGUUCCACAAGGCCAAGAGACUCAAAGAUGAUGCUGACUUCUGUAUCAUACACUAUGCCGGGAAGGUGGACUACAAGGCAGAUGAGUGGCUGACUAAGAACAUGGACCCCCUGAACGAUAAUGUGACUACACUUCUUAACCAGUCCUCAGACAAGUUUAUCUCUGAUCUGUGGAGAGAUGUGGAUCGGAUUGUGGGUCUGGACCAGGUGGCCGGGAUGUCCGACUCAAUGCCGGGGGCCUUUAAGACCCGCAGGGGCAUGUUCCGCACCGUGGGGCAGCUGUACAAGGAGCAGCUAACCAAGCUUAUGACCACCCUGAGGAACACCAACCCCAACUUUGUCCGCUGCAUCAUCCCCAACCACGAAAAGAAGGCGGGUAAACUGGACCCCCACCUUGUUCUGGACCAGCUGAGGUGUAACGGAGUUCUGGAGGGGAUCCGCAUCUGCAGACAGGGCUUCCCCAACCGCAUAGUCUUCCAGGAGUUCAGACAGAGGUAUGAGAUCCUCACUCCCAAUGCCAUUCCCAAGGGCUUCAUGGAUGGGAAACAGGCCUGUGCACUAAUGAUCAAAGCCCUGGAACUGGACCCAAACCUCUUCCGAAUCGGCCAGAGCAAAGUGUUCUUCCGGGCCGGAGUCCUGGCCCACCUGGAGGAGGAGAGGGACAUGAAGAUUACUGAUGUCAUCAUCAGUUUCCAGGCCUGGUGCCGGGGCUAUGUUGCCCGCAAAGCCUUUGCCAAGAGGCAGCAGCAGCUGACAGCCAUGAAGGUGAUCCAGAGGAACUGUGCUGCCUACCUUAAGCUCAGGAACUGGCAGUGGUGGAGGCUCUUCACCAAGGUGAAGCCGCUGCUCCAGGUGACUCGGCAGGAGGAGGAGAUGUUGGCCAAGGAUGAGGAGCUGAUCAAGGUCAAGGAGAAACAGCUGCAGGCUGAGCAGCAGCUUAAAGAGUGUGAGAACAAACAACAACAGCUGGGCGCAGAGAAGAUGGCCUUGCAGGAGCAGCUACAGGCGGAGGCAGAGCUCUGUGCGGAGGCGGAGGAGAUGCGCUCCCGCCUGGCUGCUAGGAAGCAGGAGCUGGAGGAGAUUCUGCACGACCUGGAGUCCCGGGUGGAGGAGGAGGAGGAGCGGGUCACUCAGCUGCAGACUGAGAGGAAGAAGAUGCAGCAAAACAUCACGGAGCUGGAGCAGCAGCUGGAUGAGGAGGAGGCUGCCCGGCAGAAGCUGCAGCUGGAGAAGGUGACCACGGAGGCCAAGCUGAAAAAGGUGGAGGAGGAAGUGAUGGUGCUGGAUGAUCAGAACACCAAACUGGGCAAGGAAAAGAAGCUGCUGGAGGAGCGAAUCUCUGAGUUCACCACAAACCUGGCAGAAGAGGAGGAGAAGUCCAAGAGCCUGCAGAAACUGAAGAACAAACAUGAGGCCAUGAUCACAGACCUGGAGGACCGUCUCCGCAAGGAGGAGAAGCUGCGGCAGGGACUGGACAAGAGCCGGCGCAAGCUGGAGGGCGACUCCACUGAUCUGCACGACCAGAUCGCUGAGCUGCAGGCCCAGAUUGCUGAGCUGCGGGCCCAGCUGGCCAAGAAGGAGGAGGAGCUUCUGGCAGCUCUGACCAGGAUGGAGGAGGAGGCAGCGCAGAAGAACAUGGCUCAGAAGAAGAUCCGGGAGCUGGAGGCCCAGCUGUCAGAGCUGCAGGAGGACCUGGAGCUGGAGCGAGCGGCCCGCGGCAAGGCGGAGAAGCACCGCAGGGACCUGGGGGAGGAGCUGGAGGCCCUGAAGACGGAGCUGGAGGACACACUGGACUCCACAGCCGCCCAACAGGAGCUGAGAUCGAAACGUGAGACUGAAGUGACGCAUCUGAAGAAGAACCUGGAGGAGGAGGCCCGAGCCCAUGAGCAGCAGGUGGCUGACAUGCGGCACAAGCACAACCAGGCUUUCGAGGAGCUCAACGACCAGCUGGAGCAGGCCAAGAGGAACAAGGUGUCGGUGGAGAAGGCCAAGCAGGCUCUGGAGAGUGAGCGGAAUGAGCUGACCAUCGAGGUGCAGACGCUGACUCAGGGGAAGAGCGAUUCGGAGAGCCGCAGGAAGAAGGCUGAGGGGCAAGUGCAGGAACUGCAGGUCAAACACGGGGAGAGCGAGCGCCAGAGGCAGGAGCUGGCCGACCGAGUGUCCAAGAUGCAGUCGGAGCUUGACAGCGUGAACGGGCUGCUCAGCGAGGUCGAGGGAAAGUCCAUCAAGGCGUCUAAGGACUGCUCCGCAGUGGAGUCCCAGCUGCAGGAUGUGCAGGAGCUGCUACAGGAGGAGACUAGGCAGAAGCUCUCCCUUUCAACCCAGCUGCGGCUCAUGGAGGAUGAACAAAAUGGCCUGAGGGAACAGCUGGAGGAGGAGGAAGAGAGCAAGAAGAAUGUGGAGAGACAGGUUUCCACUCUUCAGUGUCAGCUGGCAGAGAUGAAGAAGAAGUUGGAACAGGAGGCAAGCUCCUUGGAGGGUGUGGAGGAGAUGAAGAAGAAGACCCAGAGGGAGCUGGAGGACGUUUCCCAGCAACGGGACGAGAAGUGCUCCGCCUACGACAAGCUGGACAAGACCAAGACCCGCCUGCAGCAGGAACUGGAUGAUUUGCUGGUGGACCAGGACCACCUGAGGCAGAUCGUACACAACCUGGAGAGGAAGCAGAAGAAGUUUGACCAGAUGCUGGCUGAGGAGAAGAACAUCUCAGGCCGGUAUGCAGAGGAGCGAGACCGGGCUGAGGCGGAGGCCAGGGAGAAGGAGACACGGGCUCUGGCGCUCACCCGAGAGCUUGAGGCCAUGACGGACUCGAAGGAUGAGCUGGACCGUGCCAAUAAGCUACUGAAAGCCGAAAUGGAGGACCUGGUCUCCUCCAAAGAUGACGUGGGCAAAAGCGUGCACGAGCUGGAGAAGUCCAAGCGAGCGAUGGACCAGCAGCUGGAGGAGAUGCGCACCCAGCUGGAGGAGCUGGAGGACGAGCUGCAGGCCACGGAGGACGCCAAGCUGAGGCUGGAGGUCAACAUGCAGGCCAUGAAGGCCCAGCACGAGAGGGACCUGCUGGGCCGCGACGAGAUGGGCGAGGAGAAGAAGAGACAGCUGAUCAAACAGGUGCGGGAGAUGGAGAUGGAGCUGGAGGAUGAGCGUAAGCAGCGCACUGUGGCUGUCGCCGCCCGCAAGAAGCUGGAACUGGACCUGGCUGAGCUGGAGGCCCAGAUCGACAUGGCGAACAAGAACCGAGACGAUGCCCUGAAACAGCUGAAGAAACUGCAGGCCCAGAUGAAGGACCUCUUGAGGGAGCUGGACGAGUCCCGUCUGUCCCGUGAGGAGACUCUUGCCCAGGCCAAGGAGAACGAGAAGAAAAUCAAAACCAUGGAGGCCGACAUCAUGCAGCUGCAGGAGGACCUGGCUGCAGCAGAGAGGAUGAAGAGGCAAAUUCAGCAGGAGAGGGACGAGCUGCAGGAUGAGAUCACCAGCCAAGUCACCAAGAACUCCCAGUUGGCUGAUGAGAAGAGGAGGCUGGAGGGGCGCAUCGCCCAGCUAGAGGAGGAACUGGAGGAGGAGCAGUGUAACACAGAGCUGGUCAACGACCGUUUGAAGAGGGCCACCAUGCAGUCUGAGCAGAUGACCUCUGAGCUGAGCGCGGAGCGCAGUAACUCCCAGCGCCUGGAGGGGGUGCGCUCGCACCUAGACCGCCAGAAUAAGGAGCUGAAACUGAAACUGCAGGAGCUGGAGGGGACCGUCAAGAGCAAGUACAAGGCCAGCAUUGCCACCCUGGAGGCCAAGAUCCUGCAGCUGGAGGAGCAGCUGGAUGUCGAGACCCGGGAGAGGCAGCAGGCCGCCAAGCUGGUGCGGCGUACAGAGAAGAAGCUGAAGGAGGCCUUCCUGCAGAUCGAUGAUGAGAGGCGCAACACUGAGCAGUACAAAGACCAGGCGGACAAGCUGAACAGCCGGAUGAAGCAGCUGAAGAGGCAGCUGGAGGAGGCGGAGGAGGAGGCCACCCGCGCCAACGCCUACCGCAGGAAGCUGCAGAGAGAGCUGGAGGACGCCACCGAAUCUGCCGAUGCCAUGAACCGGGAGGUCAGCACCCUCAGGAGCAAGCUCAGGCGUGGGGACUUGCCCUUCACCAUGCGACGUACGACGAUUGGCCGUUCUGGAAUGGACAGUGACGAGGAGGCAGAUCUCAAGAGUGAAACCCCUGAGCCCAAACCUGAGUGAUGUGCCUGUCGGGGACUGUCACAAUGCCACUGCGAGUUACAGCAGGGAGCUGUUGCAUAUACUGUCAGUUUUGCUUGCACAACACUUUACCCAUUAAGAUGGUUUACAUACCCAUGCCAAGAUCUUUCUCUGCACAACAGUGUAACACAUUCAUGGUUACAUACACAUGGACAAAUUAAAUGCUGCACAUGACUUCAAUGCAGACAUACACAGUACCUGGUUGGUAUUUUGACAAUCAUUCAGAUUUCCAGAAAGAAUCCAGUGAGAAAUCUGUUCAAAAAGCUGCACAAAGCUUCGCAGAGGAAAUUUAAACAUGAGUAUAAAUAUGUAUUUGCCCGAAUUACUUUUUCUUCUCUUGAACAUGAAUGUGAAUAUUUUUGAAAGGAAACAUUCUGACUAUAUUCUUAUUUCUGGAUCUAUUUUUCUAUCUGAAUUUUGAGAAAUGCAAAAAUAUAUAGGACACAAAGACCAAAGUAGUACUGCCAUAUAAGAGAUUGUAUUUUUAAAUUUAUACUAGUUUGUGAAAAGUAUGAAAGUUUUUAUCUUUCUACCUCUGUUUGCAUUGGGGGGCUUAUGUGCUAAAUGUACUGUAUAAAAUAUAGCUGUUACUACUUCACAUUAUAUACAUUGGGAUUAUUAAAAGGGCUUGGCAUUGGAAACCCACGUUCAAUGGAAUUAGUGCACCUGGAAACACACACUUGCACAUGGUUAGAUGUUCUAUCUCAUGCUAAAUGAAUAAUAUAUAUAGACUCACACGUAAAAGUGCACAUUGAUGGUGGAGCAGAUUUUGCACCAAGCAAUUCUGAGACUGGUUACACGAUGUCUCUAUGGAAGAGCCAAGAUGAAAAGAUUUAUAGAUACUGCAACACAUGAGAAUGUGUGAUGCACACUAUAGCCUAAUACACCACCAUGACUUACACUGUCAAGGUGUUCUGGGACCUGCCUAACAGGGAAAGAUGUACUCAUUGUGUUCAUUGUGUUCAUUGGGCUUAUAGGGUGGUGGGGUAGGGUUAUGUUUUUUUUUUUUUUGGUUUUGUUUUUGUAGUCUCAGCACACCUAUUCUCUGGGCACUGCUUUGCGGAGAGCUUUGAAGUAUUAGACAGACCAGCCAUUGUUGUUGUUUUUUUACUCCCUGUAACUGCAUUGUCAUGACCUUAAUAUCCCUAAGCAUAUUCUUUGAUUCGGUUUAGACAUGGGGCGGGGGUGUUCAUGUCUGUAACGUGUACCAGAUUCGUUUGAAUGGAUGCGCAGCUGAGAGAUUGAACAGUGGAGUGGAAUAGUGGAGGCUAAACCUUCGACCAUCAGCUGUGUUUUUGCCCGUGCUGCUAAAAAGCGAGAGAAACUCAGUUUAAUGUCUCCCAUUUAAAACCAAUAAAUUGUACUGUUCCUUUUAUCUGGAGAUAUGAUGCAUGUAAUGUUGAAUUAUUGUUGCAAUAAAAUUAAAAUUUUUCAACCGUU
Conger conger (European conger) is the source of this 7565-nucleotide messenger RNA. Its product is annotated as myosin-9-like. Gene Ontology annotation, molecular function: cytoskeletal motor activity; actin filament binding; ATP binding. Gene Ontology annotation, cellular component: myosin complex. The record is from RefSeq and is a predicted model, not a curated record. Lineage: Eukaryota; Metazoa; Chordata; Actinopteri; Anguilliformes; Congridae. The transcript is spliced from 41 exons. The coding region runs from base 219 to 6107 and encodes 1962 amino acids.